AGCUUUUUAUUCUCAUACUGUAAAUUUUCCACUAAGGAUUGGACUCUUAUUUUAACAAGACACUGACAACAGUUUAUUGUAAUUCAACAUUUCUGACAUUCCAAAUCGUUUAUUUUUCGGAUCCUGUUUUUAUUUCCACAUUAUUGUUUUGGUCACUUUUUCUUCUAUUCCGGUUGGAUUUACAAAGGGCGUGUUUGGGCGAUCUGUACCGGGAGUUUCAUCUCCUGUACUUGUGCGACUCUAAGGAAUGACAGCGACUGGGAAUCGAUCCGCCUGAAUGGAAACAAUGGAUUAUAAAGAGCUCGGACAUAAUUUCGAGGAGAAGCUGACGCUAACAGACAAAUCUCUUCCUCUGCAGACGGGGACGCAGUCCAUCCAGAACGGGGACAAGUCUUUGGGGAAGGAUAUCCUGACCUCAGACGACUCAGCCGUCACAGACCUCUCUCCUAAAACAGACUCCAGCCCCAUAACAGAGACCCCAACCAAGACAGAUGUCUCCUCAAAGACGGAUGUGGGGCUCUCCACCCCGGGCAGCAGUAGCAGCCCUCAGCCCAAGAAAGAUUCGAUGAGCUCAGAGCAACGACAGAAACUUGCCAAGGAGCGGAGGGAGGAAAGAGCCCGAUAUAUUGAACAGCAAACUCAGCUGCAAGCAGCGAAAAAGGCCCAGUGGCUGGAGAAGGAGGAGAAGGCCCGGCGUCUGAGGGAGAGCCAGCUGGAGGAUCGCAGGAGGAAGUUGGAGGACCAGAGGCUGAAAACUGAGAAACGCCGAGCUCUGCUGGAGGAGAAACAGAGACAGAAACUAGAAAAGAACAAGGAGAGAUAUGAGUCAGCUAUCAAGAGGUCGACGAAGAAGACGUGGGCCGAGAUCCGCCAGCAGAGGUGGUCCUGGGCGGGUGGACUCAACCAGACCUCUCGCAGAGAAAGCAGAUGCUCGGCCUCCACGGUCAACUUGCCGAGACAGGUGGACCCUGUGAUUAACAACAGGCUGUCCAAGUCCUCUGCCACGCUCUGGAACUCCCCCAACAGAACCCGCAGCCUGCGUCUGAGCCCCUGGGAGAGCCGGAUCGUGGAGCGGCUCAUGACGCCGACGCUGUCCUUCCUGGCCCGCAGCCGUAGCGCCGCCACCCUCCUCAACAACAGCGACUCUCACUCUCACCACUGCUCCCGUUCAGUCUCCGCCAGCCCGCUGAACGCCUGCUCCCAUCACCACCCACACCAGAACGCAGAGCGCUGGAGGGUUUCCUCCGCCAGCACACCGGACAUCACCCAGCGCCCACGCCGGCGAAACUCCACACCGCUGGACAAAAAGAAGAAAGAGAAAAGAGACAAGGAGAGGGAGAAUGAAAAAGAGAAGAACUCUAUCACAAAAGACAAAGUGCCGAAGAGGAGACAGACAACAUCACCCAGCACCAUGACCCAGAGAUCCAGGCCAGAGACCAGCACUCCGAAGCCCAAAAACAGACCUCCGUCACCCGCCGCCCCCAAAAGUCGGCCCCUGUCCCCCCUGGUGCCGGCAGUGAACUCAAAGACCCCCGCGGGAAAGAAGACGCCUACCCCCAGCACCAAGACCCGACCCAAACGGGCCCAGACGCCCGCCAGGGUGCAACCCCAGACGGUCGCCGCGGUCGCUGUGGAAACGGGCCAAGAAACCAAGCAGCCCAACGCUCCAGAGGAGAAAAAGAACUCCAGUAGCGUUCCUGCCAUCGUGGUGUCCUCUGCAGCGGUUACACCUCCUUCCCUCAGCCCGGUGGUUGCAUCAGAGGAAACUCCAGCUGCUUCAAACAUAAAGCCUGCUGCCUCGGCUGCUUCUCCUGCUGCAGCCACUACCAGUAAACCUGCUCCUUCUGCUGCGCCCGCCGUCGCCACCACAGCAGCUGCUGCUUCCACCACCGGGCCGGCCGCUCCGGCCAGCAGGCCGUCAGCGGGCACCAACGACCCGGAGGAGGCAGCUCGCGUCCUGGCAGAGAAACGCAAGCAAGCCCGGGAGCAACGGGAGAGAGAGGAGCAGGAGCGCCUGGAGCAGGAGAACAGGAACAGGAUCCUUCGGGAGGAGGCGAUGGCCCGGGAGGCGGAGGAGAAUAAGCGCAGAGAGGAGGAGGCCCGAUUCAUGGCUGAGCAGCAGCGUCUCAGGGACGAAGCCCAGCAAGCUCAGGAGGAGAAGGAGGCGCAGGAGAAAGCCAAGGCGGAGCAGGAGGAGAACGAGAAGCUGCAGAAACAGAGGGAGGAUGCUGAAGCCAAAGCUCGCGAGGAGGCCGAGCGUCAGCGCCUGGAGAGGGAGAAACACUUCCAGAAAGAGGAGCAGGAGCGGCUGGAGAGGAAGAAGCGCCUCGAGGAGAUCAUGAAGAGGACCCGGAAGAGCGAUGCAGGAGAAAAGAAGGAUGUCAAAGCUGCUCCGCAGAUCAACGGCAAGGACACAGAGCUCAGUAAGGCAGCUGGAAACCAGCAGAGUCCAGAUGCAAAGGUAUCUGGUCCUGUUGUAAACGGUGUCCAGCCUGCAGCCCACCAGAAUGGCGUCUCGGCCAACGGAGAGGCGGCUGACUUCAAGCAGAUCAUCCAGCUGAGCAGCGGUGGAAACCCGACGCAGUCUCAGAGCGGGCUGGUCGGCGAGCCCAUCCUGCCGUUCGAGGGCAGUGAGCCCUUCCUGAUGAAAACAGGCCCUAUGAAGCCUCAGCAUGUCGCAGAAGUCCUGUGAGUCCCCACACAUCUCCAUGGAGACGCGCCUUAUGUCUCAGCUCGAGCUUUGAGAUUCAUGCCCCACCGCAGCGGCUUAUGAAAAAUCGUGUGCCAAACAAACAAUGAACUGCCCUGAAUUCCCAUCAUACAGUCUGUCGCAGGAGGACGAGGAGGAGCUCUCAUCCGAAAAUAUACAAACAUGCAACAAGUAUUCUCUGUCUCCACCGCGUGUCCUGGUGCAGCAUCUGUCAAGUUUUAUUGAAAUGUCACAUGCAGAUUUUAUGGUGCACCUUAAAGAUGACUGACUGUGUAACAAAUUUUAGAAAAUACAUAAUAUUUGACAAUGGUUGUUCUUAUUACCGUCGUUGCGAUAUUGUUAUUGUUAUCUUAAGUUGAACAGUGUGUGUGUGUGUGUGUGUGUGCGUGUGUGUUUUUGUUGUUUUCGUCUUGAAUUGUUGAGUUAUUUAACAUGAGGAGCGUUGUAAGGAAUGGCAGCAGACAGUGUAUGUAAAUGUAUAAUAAGCCUGGCUGCCUAGGCCUCCUGUUACAGGGGAUCUGUGAAAUAAAGCUUUAUGAAA
Messenger RNA from Anoplopoma fimbria (sablefish), 3251 nucleotides. Its product is annotated as MAP7 domain-containing protein 1-like. Gene Ontology annotation, biological process: microtubule cytoskeleton organization. The record is from RefSeq and is a predicted model, not a curated record. Lineage: Eukaryota; Metazoa; Chordata; Actinopteri; Perciformes; Anoplopomatidae. The transcript has 18 exons. Gene Ontology annotation, cellular component: microtubule cytoskeleton. Bases 278 to 2692 code for a protein of 804 amino acids.